CGGAAGUGCAUGGCGGCGCCCAUAGCUGGCAUGAACUUAGUGGACUAUUGACAGUUUAAAAUUAUAAAUUAGACAAGGCAAUCAUGGUUCGUUAUGCCCCAGCUGUAUAUCGGAUGUUACACGGCAUGUUCGCGGUGUACAAACCCCCAGGGGUUAAAUGGAAAAUGAUACGUGACACUAUAGAAACAAAGCUGUUAAAAGAUCUAAACUCUCUAAAGCAGCCUCCUCCCCAGCAUCAUGUCCGCUUCCUUCCAGCAGGCACAGAAGGCAAUGAUAGAGUAGAGUUAACCAGAGUGGUCACAUCAGUGCCAGUUCUGGCUGAUCAUGUCCUUGUUAAAGGCCCGACUUACACUCACUUGAAGGUUGGAGCUGGUCACCGGCUGGAUACUCAGUCAUCAGGGGUCCUGGUGUUGGCGAUUGGACAUGGGAACAAACUUCUCACGGAAAUGUAUAACAGCCAUUUUACCAAGGAUUACACUCUACGUGGGACAUUUGGCAAAGCAACAAAUGAUUUCACGGAUACGGGGAAUGUCAUUGAGAAAACAACAUAUGAUCACAUCACCAGAGACAAGCUCGAGCGAAUCUUAGCGGUGAUACAGGGAAGCAACCAGAAGGCUCUGCUCGUGCAUUCGCAUGUGGAUUUGAAAACCCAAGAAGCAUAUGAACUAGCGGUGGAAGGACAGCUCCGCCCCAUUGUGAAAUCUCCGCCCAUUAUUCUAGGGAUGCGGUGCCUGGAUUUUUCUCCACCGGACUUCACCUUAGAGGUCCAGUGCAUGCAUGAAACUCAGCAGUACCUUCGCAAAUUAAUACAUGAGAUAGGAUUGGAGCUGAAGUCCUCUGCUACGUGCAGCCAAGUUCGGCGGACCCGAGAUGGCCCCUUUACUCUGGACUGCGCUCGAACCCAUAACCACUGGGGACUGGACAGCAUCUGUCAGGCAAUCCGUGAGUGCAGGGAAAUAGCUGCUGAAUUUAGCAGAGCGAGAGAGCUCAGGAGUGCUGAAAUGCUGGAGCACGAGGAACCGAAGGUUGCACAGUUUAGCAAAGAGGAGGAAGAGUUACGGUUGUGACCAGAAUGAGGCACAAAUUCAGGAAUAAUCCUCUGUAUCAGAUGGACCCUUAAUCAUACCUAUGUGUUUAUAUCCUAUAUUUGUACAGUUUCACGGUUACAUGACUCACCCUAGAAACGUAACUCAUUCAUUCUGAACUACAACUUAAAGGAUGAGUUUUAUCUACUUCAUUUUAUAUCCACUUUCAUUUUGGACUAGAGGCAUUUUCUGCUGUCAUAUGAAUUUGUGGUGGGAAGAAACCAAACCUUUCCUGAGCAAAACUUGCAGGCAAAGCUGUGUGGCCUCUCCCUAGAUUCCUCUUUAGAGUGCAGGUGAGACACUUGUCCAAACUAAAGAUAUACAAGUUCAUGUUAAAGACAAGCUUGGCUUCAAAAUAAAGACAAAUUGUAUUGA
Messenger RNA from Bombina bombina (fire-bellied toad), 1460 nucleotides. RefSeq names its product TruB pseudouridine synthase family member 2 (gene TRUB2). NCBI's taxonomy places the organism in Eukaryota, Metazoa, Chordata, Amphibia, Anura, Bombinatoridae. Gene Ontology annotation, biological process: pseudouridine synthesis; RNA processing. The transcript has 9 exons. The record is from RefSeq and is a predicted model, not a curated record. The coding region runs from base 84 to 1067 and encodes 327 amino acids. Gene Ontology annotation, molecular function: RNA binding; pseudouridine synthase activity.